Alnus glutinosa is the source of this 795-nucleotide messenger RNA. RefSeq names its product early nodulin-like protein 14. The record is from RefSeq and is a predicted model, not a curated record. The transcript is spliced from 2 exons. Bases 83 to 532 code for a protein of 149 amino acids. Lineage: Eukaryota; Viridiplantae; Streptophyta; Magnoliopsida; Fagales; Betulaceae. Gene Ontology annotation, cellular component: plasma membrane. Gene Ontology annotation, molecular function: electron transfer activity.
CCUCAACCCUCAGCAUUAACCAGAGUUUUCUUCUCAAUAUAUUCAUCUCUCUGCGUCUGAAUCUCUGUGCAGGAUUGAAUCAAUGGCUUCCUUGAGAACCACAAUCCCAUUUCGUAUUCUCAGCAUGCUUCUGCUGUUCACUUCAAUGGAAGCCAGAGAGUACGUGGUUGGAGGCAACAAAUGUUCAUGGGCAGUUCCAAAAUCUUCUGUAGGGUCGCUCCAAGAGUGGGCUCACACAAACCGAUUCAUUGUCGGCGAUAUUCUCAUCUUUGAGUAUGAUCCCAAGGUUGACACGCUACUGCGAGUGACAAAGGAAGACUACAAGAGCUGCAAUGGAAGAAAGCCAAUUGAAAAAUAUGACGAUGGCAGGACCAAGGUUGAGUUGGACCGAUCUGAAGUAUUCUAUUUCAUCGGUGGUGCUAAGGGGUUAUGUGAGAAUGGCCAAAAGCUAUCGGUGGUUGUCAUCCCCCAGGGCAUCAGCCAGUUAACAGGUUUGCGUUGGAUAGGAAAACUCAUAGCCAUACUCCCAUAAGCAUAGCACUGUGGCUCUGGCAGUACCCGCCCCACCGUCCUCCCUUAAGGAUGCUCCGACAUCGAGUGGCCGGUGCGCGCACCUCAUGGAUUGAGGGGGGUGGGUCUAUUAUAUGGUAAAGCUAGAUGCAAAGAUAGAUGUGAUCCUUUUGAAAUAAAGUUUAAUUACACGUUAUAUCGAUUAGCUUCUUAUAUAUGAUGUAAAACAUAUAUGGAUUACGUACAUGUUAUAUGGAUCACAUGCUUUCAGUUUGCUUUAUUUUA